This is a messenger RNA of Alternaria postmessia, 1206 nucleotides long. RefSeq lists its product as uncharacterized. NCBI's taxonomy places the organism in Eukaryota, Fungi, Ascomycota, Dothideomycetes, Pleosporales, Pleosporaceae. The transcript is spliced from 2 exons. The coding region runs from base 1 to 1206 and encodes 401 amino acids. The record is from RefSeq and is a predicted model, not a curated record.
AUGUAUUGGCUUCCAUCAGAUGAGACCGGGAAGAUAUCACUCAAUGAAUUACAACUCGAUAUCGUUGGUUUCCUUGCCAUCUUGGGCGAGGGUUCCGUGCUCGCCAACGCUCAGGUCUCGACGCUCUCGAGAUGGAUAUACCUACCACGGUUGAUCCCGGCACCUCAAGCGCUGAUGAGGCCGACCAGACCGACACAACUGGAUACAUUCUCGGGAUGGGUAACGGGCAUCGUCAGCGGGAAUCAUAGAGACUACAUUAAUCAUAUCGGAAACAUUGUCUGUGAUGCCGACAAACUCGCUCCUUUCUCGGUCCGCGUCGUCAAGAUAAAACGCAAAGACGACCUACCACUCAAGGCUAAGACCUUCGGUCCCCUCACCGUCGUAAUACUUAUCGGUUUCGCCCUCUCCGCCCUUCUUCUCGCACUAUCGAUAUGGCAAGACGAUGGCAUGUCCGUCGUAGCCACGGUACUCCUGUCGCUCCUCUCCAGCCUUAUCGGUCUGGGCAACAAAUGGGUGUUGCAACUUCCUAAACGCAAGGUCAAGUCGGGAAUAGUUCCCCGUGGCGAUGUCGUUAUACGGUAUCCUAAGGGUAGUUUUCUCAUCGUCCGCUGCGAGGAAGACGUUGCUCGUGAAUUGUACUUCGCACCAGAGAGCAUGGACUACGUCCUUACGCAUGGCCCGGCUUACCGAAUCCUAAGUCUGGUGGGCACGAUGAUGCUCAUGGGCGGCGUCAUAUGCCUUGCCAACGCUCAAAUUCAGGUCCAAAUCGCAUGGGCAGGUUCCUACAUGCUACUCGGUGCCUCAUAUUGGAUAGUCGCUGCCUUGCCUAGCAAAAUGCAUUGGGACACGUCUUGCUACACAGUCAUCAACGAAUGUCUCUCCGACUCUGAAAUGGACAAGAAAGGAUAUCCUUCAGAAAAUGACACAUUCACACAAGCUCUUUGGAGGGCAAUCUGUGUCACCAAAGAAAUCGGAUGGGUGCGAAUGAGCGCCGCAUGUCCAGAUACUGAAGCUUGGCGCGAAUGGCUAAUGGAGGCAAAAGCAUGUAGCGAAGACUUCAGGUUAGUUGAGGGCGAAGAACCGUCGAAAGGUAAAACGAUGUGGGAGAUACCAGAAUGGGACGCACAAGGGUCUUUGGGGAGGCUUUUGGCCGAGCAAGCGAGAAACGACAAGAAACUGAUAACAGAGAAAGUGGAAUCGGUUUGA